Messenger RNA from Suncus etruscus (white-toothed pygmy shrew), 2065 nucleotides. Its product is annotated as microfibrillar-associated protein 1-like. The record is from RefSeq and is a predicted model, not a curated record. Lineage: Eukaryota; Metazoa; Chordata; Mammalia; Eulipotyphla; Soricidae. Gene Ontology annotation, biological process: mRNA splicing, via spliceosome. Gene Ontology annotation, molecular function: RNA binding. Gene Ontology annotation, cellular component: U2-type spliceosomal complex.
AUGGCGGCGGGGCUGGGCCGGGCGGGCCGGGCGGGCCGGGGCGCGGGCUCAGGGGGCGCCGGGCCGGGCCGCGCUCAUGGCCGCUGCGGCCGCCAUGUGCUGCCGCCUCCCAGGGCCAUGGCGGGACGUCCGCGCUGUGCUGCGGCGGGGCCGGCGGCCGGGGUGACGCACGCGGCGGAAGGGGCGGCGCCACGCGGGAGCGGGCCGGGGCGGGCCCGGGCGUGCGGCGCGGCGCGGCGCGCGGGGGCGAGCCCGGGACCCCGCGCCGGCGCUGGGCUGGGUCGGUGCCGCGACGCGCCGCGCGUCCCGACGCCCGGAGCUGCGCGGCGGACACCGCCCGGCCGGUCGCCGGCUCUCCCGGACUCCGAACCCGAGCCAGGCCGACUCUGGGGGACCCCACCCCAGGCCGAGUCGCGAUUACGAGCCCCCCUCAUUCCGACGUUGCUCCCCGAGGGCUCAGUUAAGCAGCCGCGGGACCUUGCCCGGCUGCUGUCACAUCGCCGCCGCCGGAGACCCCAGGGAGCACCCCUCCCGCCGUCCCGGGGCUCCAUCCUUCUUAGAGACCCCCACACACACCUUUACCCGGUUUUACCCCAGUCCCGUCUCCCCCACCCCCGAAAAACUCCACCACCACCCCCGGCCUUGGCACCUGCCAGGGAAAUAAAAAAGGACAGUGCGGCCUCUUGCCCGGGAGGGAAGAAUGAGCAGACGCACUGCACUGUCCCCGGUCCAGACGAAUCAAGGGUGGUACCUGAUUUUGCUCCCACCCUCACCGCGGGAAGCUGCCACGAUGUCAGUGCCCGCGCGCUCAUGGAACAGCCGCCCAUCCAGUCCAAGGCCGGGGUCGUCCUGGUGCGCAAUGAGAAAGGUGAAAUUUUGAUGGAAAAAGUGAAGGUCAAGCGCUAUGUGUCAGGAAAGAGGCCAGACGAUGCCCCUAUGGAAUCAUCAGAUGAGGAGGACCGGCGUUUGCAGAACCGCAUUAGUGAAGAUGUAGAAGAAAGGUUGGCUCGACAUCGGAAAAUAGUAGAGCCAGAAGUAGUAGGAGAAAGUGACUCAGAAGGAGAAGGAGAUGUGCGUGUGGAACGAGAAGAUGGCAGUGAAGCAGAGGAGGAAGAAAUUGAUGAUGAGGAAAUAGAGCGGCGCCGUGGCAUGAUGCGUCAACGAGCACAAGAGAGAAAAAAAAAAAAAAAAAAAAAAAAACAAGAGACGGAAAUCAUGGAGGUGGAAGAUGAGGGACGUUCUGGGGAGGAAUCCGAAUCCGAGUGUGAAGAGUAUACAGACAGCGAAGAUGAGAUGGAACCCCGCCUCAAGCCAGUCUUCAUUCGAAAGGACAGAGUCACAGUUCAAGAACGUGAGGCUGAAGCAUGAAAACAGAAGGAACUGGAGCAGGAGGCAAAGCGCCUGGCUGAGGAGAAACGCAAGUAUACACUCAAGAUUGUAGAAGAGGAGACCAAAAAAGAGCUGGAGGAGAACAAGCGGUCCCUGGCUGCACUGGACGCACUCAACACUGAUGAUGAAAAUGAGGAGGAGGAAUAUGAGGUGUGGAAAGUUCGUGAGCUAAAAAGAAUCAAGAGAGACAGAGAAGAUCGAGAAGCACUUGAAAAGGAGAAGGCAGAAACUGAGCGCAUGCGAAACCUAACUGAGGAAGAGAGGCGAGCAGAACUUCGGGCAAAUGGUAAAGUCAUUACCAACAAAGCUGUCAAGGGCAAAUACGAGUUCUUACAGAAGUAUUAUCAAUGUGGUGCCUUCUUCAUGGAUGAGGAUGAAGAAGUUUACAAGAGAGAUUUCAGUGCACCUACUCUUGAGGAUCAUUUCAACAAAACUAUUCUUCCCAAAGUUAUGCAGGUCAAGAACUUCGGGCGCUCUGGUCAUACCAAAUACCUUGUGGAUCAAGACACUACCUCCUUUGAUUCAGCCUGGGGUCAAGAGAGUGCCCAGAACACAAAGUUCUUUAAACAAAAAGCAGCAGGGGUAAGAGAUGUAUUUGAAUGGCCAUCUGCCAAGAAGAGGAAAACAGCUUAAGAGUUCAACCAUUUAUUCCAACUGAGGAUAGAGGGGAAGCCUC